Messenger RNA from Prorocentrum cordatum, 3902 nucleotides. The record is from the annotation of a GenBank genome assembly. NCBI's taxonomy places the organism in Eukaryota, Dinophyceae, Prorocentrales, Prorocentraceae.
GCGCUGAGGCUCCAGAAUGCGCAGUUGUCACAGCAGGCCGAGCAGAUGCAGCAGCAGAAUGUUCAGAUCCGGACGGAGCUCGCUCGACAGGUCCAGGCGCAGGGAGAUCUACCGCGUCUGGCAGAGCAGCUCGGAGAUGCGGUGCAGAAGCUGUCGGAUGAGCGAAAGGAGAGGUCUUCUGCGCCAGCCUUUUCCCUUGUAGACACCAAGGGGCUAGGCAAGCCCUCCAUCUUUAAGAAUGAGGAAGCAAAGUUCCUGGAGUGGUACCGCAAGACGAAUGCGUACCUCACGGCAGUCUUCGGAGAGCAGUUCCUCAAGCUGCUGGAGUGGGUGGAGGAUCAGGCGCAGGAGACCACGGUUAUCAGCAUGGAGGUUCUGGAGGCACGGUUCGGCAGCGACGACGAUGAUGAAGAUGAAUUCAUUCCAGACCUCCGCGAGAAGGUCAGCCAACUGUAUGUUGCACUCCAGACGCUGACAGAAGGUGAGAGCUUCGCCCUAGUGAUGAACACUCUCAAGGGCAACGGCGCUGAGGCGAUGAGGAAGCUCAUCAGACGCUGGGACCCCGCUUCGGGGGGCAAGCGCCGUGUGCUCUUGAAGCAGAUCAUGAACCCGCAGCGGUGCACCCUCAGCGACCUGUACGCCAAGCUCGAGGAGUGGGAGGAGCUCAUCCGCCGGUACGAGAGAAAGAAGGCAGACGGCCUGGGCAAGGUGGUCGAUGACGACGUGAAGGUUGCAGCCUUGGAGACGAUGGUGCCGGAAGAGCUCGAACUCCACCUCGCGAUGAACAAGCAUCGGUUGGACACGUCGGAGAAGGUCGUAGAGGAGAUCAGGAGUUUCCUGGAGUCGAGACAGUCGCAAGGUGCCCUACUCCGACGGAAGCGAGGUGACCCAAUGGACGUGGACUCGCUGUACAAAGGAGGCAAGGGCAAGUCCAAAGGUAAGGGUGACAAGAACGGCAAGAAGGGCCAGACCACCAAGCCGCGUGACAAGCGGACGGUGCAGUGCUGGCGAUGCAGCGGCUGGGGCCAUACGUCUAAUGAGUGCACAGCCCGCCUGCCUGGCGGGAAGACCGGCGACGGCAAGGGCAGCAAAGGCAAAGGCAAGGGCAAGGACGCAGACAAGGACAAAGGCAAGGGCAAGAAUCGCCGCUGGGACACCAACUCCUUCGAGCCCGGUGCCGCGUCGAGCUCGAGCCAGCCGGUCUACACAGACAACUGGGACGACGGCAACCACAGCACGAUCACCAGCCUACCGCCUUCAGCGAGCCAGGUGGGUUCCACGAACCUUGGCUCCUUCGAGCUGUGCACGCUCGAGCUCAACAGCUUCGACGAGACCGUCGACGACCAGGAGUGGAUCAGGUUCACGUUCGACUCGGGCGCGGCCGUUGCCACCUUCCCCGAGAACACCAAGGGCGAGCGGCUCCCGGCCGAUCCGAAUGCGAGCUAUCGGACGGCCAGCGGUGAGAUCAUAGCAGACUCGGGCGGUGUAUGCCUCCAAGUGCGAUCCGAGUGGAGCGAGCCGAUCAGACUGAAGGCACGCCUAGCCAGCAUCCACAAGCCGCUGGUCUCGGCCUCGCAGACUCACCGCACGGGCCGGGCCACAUGGCUGACGAAGGAGGGUGGCUACAUCCUCCCGGCCGGCUCGGACAUCGUGAACCGCGUCGACGCUCUCAUUCGUGACGCUGUGUGGAGUGAGUCGGGCGUGGUGCCGCUGUAUGUUGAGAAGGGCGUCUACGCAGGCUACAUCAAGCAGAACGAGGAAGGCCACGUCAGGAGAGUCACGUUCGGCGACCACCGCGAGAGCUGGGACUUGUGUCCGGUCGAAGUCGCGCGCCGUGGCAGGGCGCCGACGCAGGCAGAGCGGGAGCAGCACUUGGCAUCGGGACACGCGGUCUACCGCUCGUGGUGCGAGGAGUGCGCGCGGGCAGCCGGCCUUGGCGCCCAGCACGCCAGGCGACCCGAGGAUCGUGAUGACGCCGAUCCGGUCGUCAGCAUGGACUUCGCCUUCGUCGGGGAGAAGGUCCCGGACGUGGAGGACGACGGCUCCAUCCCCAUCUUAGUGGUGACGGACCGCAAGUACGGCAUGAAGGGGGCGACCGCCGUCAAGGACAAGACUGCGUCCGACUUCGUGGUCAAGUGGCUCGUGGGCUUCUUGAAGCACCUCGGGCACCGCCGUGUCGUGCUCAAGUCCGACGGCGAGGCGAGCAUCUGUGCGAUCAAGAAUGCAGAGAUGGUUGGUGUGGGCCAGCAUGUCGAGUGCAUCCCGCAGGAGUCGCCCAAGGGCGAGCACAAGAGCAACGGCGAGGUCGAAGCCAGCGUGAAGGAGGUGAAGAAGGUCAUCCGAGCGAACUUCUUCUCCAUGCAGAAGUCCUUCGGCUUCGAGGUCUCGCCCGGGCAUCCCAUCGUCAGGUGGCUGCCCCAGUUUGCCGCGGACUCCAUCUCCAAGUUCAGGCUCGGCGUUGACGGCAUGUCGGCCGAGCAGCGGAGGUGUGGCCGCCCCUGGAGGAAGUUCGCGGCGGAGUUCGGCGAGAGGGUGCACUAUCGACCUCUCGGAGUCGGAGACGAGAGGAGCACGCUGGCCCCCAAGAUGCUCAUGGGGCACUUCGUGGGCUACCACUCGCGGACAGGCGCGCUGCUCGUCAUGACGCAGUCGGGCGUGGUGCGGGCCCAGGGCUUCAAGCGCCUACAUCGAGCCCAGGCAUGGUCGCCGGAGACGCCCGGGUCAUGGGGCAAGCUUGCUGGACUGCCGUGGGAGGUUUCCCCCGCGGUGUUGCUCGCGCAGCCCGUGGGCCCGAUCAUCGUGACUAGAGACACGCAGGAGGACCACGACACCGUGGUCAGGAGACGCUACGUACUCAAGAAGGACAUCGAACGCUUCGGAGCUACUCCGGGGUGUCCAGGCUGCGCGGACCUCAUGGCAAGGGGGUCGGCGCGGGUCGCGCACUCCCAAGAGUGCCGCGAUCGCAUCGAGGCCGAGCUGAUGAAGGACUCGGCAGGCCAGCGGAGACUGGCGGAGCACCACCUGAGGGCGAGUGCUCGCGAGGCUCAGGCGGAGGAGAGCGCGGCGCAGCCGGGGCCCCAGCCUGGAGCAGCCGCAGCCAGCGGCGGAGGAGCCGCUGCGGCCAGCAGCGGAGGAGGCGCCGCGGCAGGACCCGGCGCAGACGUGGCCAUGGCAGGUCCACGUGCAAGCGCCCCGGCGACGCCACAGGCAGCAUCGAGGAAGCGUGCUGCGAGCGUGUCCGCCGAGGAGCGCCGCCCGCCGCAGUUGCGAGACGGGCCGAGAGGGCUCAAGAGAGCUGGGAGCGAGCCGGACCUCCACGGGCAGAUGAUCGUGGACGGAGGCUCGAGCUCGUCGGCUGGACCGGCGAGCGCGGCAGUGUCCGCCGGGCUGGUGCAGCCCGCGCCUAGCCCAGAGGGGGCUAGAGGAGGUGGCGACAUGGAGGACUUGGCAGGACCAGCUGCACGAGCUGGCAGCUCCAUGGACGUCGGCGCCUUUGACGAGGUCAAGGGCAAGAUCUACAAGGAGAUCCUGGCGCUGGUGAGCGCCACGGACUUGAUCGGCGACAACGUCAUGUCGAUCGAGGAGCUGAAGGAGGUGUCCGCGCUGUUGACCGAGAUCAACGGGGUCGACCUCGCGGAGGUCUACUCGCCCGAGCGCUUCAAAGGGAAGGCGCUCGGCAUGGGCCUGACGGCAGGCCUCGCGGCGGACCUCUACACCGGCUGGGACUUGCUUCGCGAGGACCACCGCCGAGCAGUCAUGAAGAAGCUGCUGGAGGAGGACCCUCUCCUCACCGUGACCUCUCCGCCGUGCACGGUUUUCUCCAAGCUCAGGCAGCUCAGCAACUUCAAGCGGGACGAGGGCAUCGUGGCUUCCGAGGUCCUCGAGGGAGAGACACACCUGGA